GGCCGCUUCAGCUGACAUUCGGCAUGAUGGCGAUGGAGGUGCAGAGCUCCGACCCGAACAGUGGCACAUCCAGUCGGCUCGAAGUCUCUAUUGACGGCCUGACCCUUAGCCCCGACUCUGAGGGCGACCAAGAGCAUGUCGAAGGGAUGGACCCUCCGCAAGCGAAGCGCGACAGCGAAGUUCAGAGUUCACCCGGGGGUACAGAUGGGGAGGAGGGCGAGACUGCCAAAACCAUGGAAAGGAAAUGGGGCUUUUCUCUUGAGGAGCUCUAUGGACUAGCGCUGAAAUUCUUCAAAGACAAAGAUGGCAAAGCCUUCCAUCCGAAGUACGAAGAGAAACUUCGGCUAGUGGCCCUCCACAAGCAGGUGUUACUGGGCCCGUACAAUCCAGACGCUUCUCCGGAAGUGGGAUUCUUUGAUGUCUUGGGAAACGAUAGGAGGAAAGAAUGGGCAUCUCUGGGCAAUAUGGAGAAGGAGGAAGCCAUGGUGGAGUUUGUGAAACUGCUGAACAAAUGCUGUAAUUUAUUUGCACCUUAUGUCACGUCGCACAAAAUAGAGAGGGAUGAACAGGAAAGGAGAAGGAGGGAGGAAGAGGAGCGGCAGCGAAGGGAGGAGGAGGAGCGGGAGCGUCAGAGGCAGGAGGAGGAGCAGCGGCGCAGGGAGGAGGAGGAGAGACUGCGGAGAGAGGAGGAGGAGAGGAGGCAGGCGCAGGAGGAGAGGCUGCGCAUGGAGCAGCAGAAGCAGCAGAUCAUGGCAGCCCUGAACGCCCAGACAGCGGUCCAGUUCCAGCAGUACGCCGCGCAGCAGUACCCAGAAAACCCGGAGCAGCAGCAGGUUCUGAUCCGACAGCUGCAAGAACAGCACUACCAGCAGUACAUGCAGCAGCUCUACCAGGUGCAGCUGGCCCAGCAGCAGGCCGCCCUACAGAAGCAGCAGGGUGAGGCUGUUGUGUCGUCAUCAUCGGCAGACGUUAACUUGAGCACAGCGUCCCCUGCUGAGACAGAGGUUCCAACACUGAACGGCCAGCCCGACGAACAAACAGAGUCUCUGGAUAAGGACCAGGAGGUGGAGUCUGCAGAGGAGCUGACUGAAAACGGGCCAAUAGUUCAAAGGGAGGCCACCCCGGUCUUCGAGGACCACGCUCCAGCAGGUACAUAUGAUUUAGUGCCUGACCCAGAACCAGACAUCGCCCCCGUGAUAGCCGCGCCCUCCAUGUGGACGCGGCCGCAGAUCCGUGACUUCAAGGAGAAGAUCCGGCAGGAUGCGGACUCCGUCAUCACGGUGGGGCGGGGCGAGGUGGUGACGGUGCGUGUGCCCACUCACGAGGAGGGCUCCUACCUCUUCUGGGAGUUCGCCACUGACUACUACGACAUCGGCUUCGGGGUCUACUUCGAGUGGACGGACUCACCCAACACAGCAGUCAGCGUGCACGUCAGCGAGUCAAGCGAGGACGAGGAGGACGAGGAAGGGGAUGCUCGGAGUGAAGAGGAGAAAGCCAAAAAGAACACCAACAAGCCCCAAGUGGACGAGAUAGUGCCGGUGUACCGGCGGGACUGCCACGAAGAGGUGUACGCCGGGAGCCACCAGUACCCCGGCCGGGGCGUCUACCUGCUCAAGUUCGACAACUCCUACUCCCUCUGGAGAUCAAAAAGUGUCUACUACAGAGUUUACUACACUAGAUAAGCCAGGAGGCGGACACCGGGGCUGGGGUGGGGGCGCGCGGGUGGGCUGGAGGCACAGGGUUCUUACAAGCUGGGUCCCCUGAAGGGGCGCUGCCAACGCCUCUGUCCAACCGGGAUCUGGAAGGGCGGCGGCGGAGGACCCGUUCGCACGCCUCGCGAGAGAGAGCCUCUCUCGGCCUGCUUCCUGAGGAGGGGAACAUCGAUUUUGUGUCUCAUCUGCCGCCUUUCAGCUCUCUUGUCAUAGACAGCGUGAAGUUCAUGGGUCUCCUUUCAGCAAAACACUGCCUUACCUUGUCCUAAAGGAGCGAGCAUGACUCAUAACAUGAUACCACGUUAGGUCUUUUGCUGCAUGAUUUCAUGAAUGAGUGGUCUGCAUUUGUCUGUAAACCUGUUUUGCAUACUGUGUUCAGUGCUGAUACAUGUUAUCCGCUAACGAUCUGCAGUGAUGCAUGAUGCCGAGUUCACCAUCCUAAUGGUGUGUAAUAUAAUAGAUUGAUUCAUGGAAAGGGAACGUGUAGGAGAGUCUUUGGAAGGACUUUCGGUAGAUCUAAUCAGUACAUAAGGUUCACUGUUAUCACUGUGCUGAAACAGCUUGGCAUGUAGAACAUGCUUUGCCCAGCUAAAAACGUGACCGUGAAGGUUCGGAAUCGCAGAGCUAUGGUGUUGAGCAUCUUGCCACGGGAGUUUGCAGGUGUGGGGAGAUCAAGGCUGUCUUUACUCUUAGCCUACACGUUUUCUGACGCCUGACUGGCUCAGGUCAGAACGGGCGUCUUGCCUUUUUGUUGCGGUCAGACCAUAAAAACGAAGCCAUGGUGAGGCAGUGACUGAGGCAUUCAUUCACCUUGGUUAACCUGUGACCUGCGACCCUGCUGAUGCUCAUAUGGUAGACAGGACAACCUUAGGACAAUUGUGCCCAGUUUCACAGCAAGCAUUUGGCCCACGCAGCCCAGGCCAUUUCAGACAGGGAUGGCAUACUUUCAUAAUGUCCAAUCCUCACACUGUAUCUUCACACUGUCGCUCUCUCAGCAUUCAGUUUGCAGAAACCUGUCCUCUUGUUUUUGUGCAUGUCUGUUAUUGGUGUAAUCUGUUACUCGAGUGCUCAUCCAAUCAUUAAAAAAGUAUGGAAGGUGUGUUUUGUUCUCAUUCAGCAAUGCAAAGUUUCAGAGUUUGGGAU
Messenger RNA from Megalops cyprinoides (Indo-Pacific tarpon), 2855 nucleotides. RefSeq names its product Golgi resident protein GCP60-like. The transcript is spliced from 9 exons. Bases 24 to 1682 code for a protein of 552 amino acids. The record is from RefSeq and is a predicted model, not a curated record. Gene Ontology annotation, molecular function: fatty-acyl-CoA binding. Gene Ontology annotation, cellular component: Golgi membrane. NCBI's taxonomy places the organism in Eukaryota, Metazoa, Chordata, Actinopteri, Elopiformes, Megalopidae.